CAAAAUUAGGAGACUCUAGCAAAUAUGGAUAUAUUAUAAUUGUAGAUAAGACAUUUACCUUCACACAACAUAGAGAGGCCUGCCUCAAACCUAUCUUAUAAUCUAUGUGACCAGUGACCAAUGUCAAGAAUUCCAAAACCUUAACUUAUUUGUCUCAGUUUGAGUUAAACAAUUUGACCCAGAAUAUUACCUCCAUUUUCAGUUUCGGUACUGUAGAUGCAUUAUUGAAUGUAAAAAUUAUUGUUCUAUAAUUUAUGUUACCCCCUCCACUCUAGGGGAUAAAGAGACUAAGCUAAAGAGUGAUAUAAAGAGAUGGCUGAACCUUCAUCAUAACUGAAGAAUGACUGCUAAAUGAUAAGUCUUUAGUUUCUGUUAGCUGUUCUUUAAUGGUCCUCCACAUGUUAGUAUUAUGAUACAAAUGCCAGGGUAACUUUAAAUUUGUUUUCCUCCUGUAAAAUUUUCAUUUAGUAUUAGGUCCAUUGAUUUAACCACCCUCAAUUUUUAUUCAUUCUCCUUCUUACCAACUAUUAAAAUUAAUAAUGGAAAGAUGGGGUAUUAAUAAAUAUAUAUCACCACCAUGUAAGCGACUUCAUGAAGUUAACGAUAACGAACUGAACGCUUCACAAAUAAUCUAGCAGAAGCCUAACAGCUGAUGGAGGGUGUUCCCAAAAGUCCUAAGAUCAUAUGGUUUUAAAAUUUUGAAAGUUUCAGAAAUAGCUAUUUCUUUUUUAUGGGGUAGUUAUAAGCCUGCAUGACUCGCCACCUGUGCCAUGAGGCAAGACAUUAUGCCUCUCGUCACAAGUAUUUUAUUGAACAAACCUUAAGACCAAUCUCUGGAUUUAAAAUGUAUUCACCAAAACUAAUAGUUGUUUCGAACCGACUGCCUUUUGUUCUUAAGAAGAAUAGUGAAGAUGAAUUAGAAAGGGUACCGAGUGCUGGUGGCCUAGUGACUGCUGUUGGGCCAGUUGUCAUCCAAGGAAAUGGACUUUGGGUCGGUUGGCCAGGACCUAACUACAAAAGUGGCACUCCAAUUCCAGAGUCGAGCCCAGAGGAUGCUUCGCCUUCAGCCAAGCUUCUGUCUUCUAAUAUUAUACCAGUAGAAAUUGACCAAAACCUGAUGAAUAACUUCUACAAUGGAUGUUGUAAUGCCACUUUUUGGCCUUUAUUCCAUCUGAUGCCUGAUAAAGCUGUUUUUAAUGUUGAUUAUUGGCAGGCAUUCCGAAAAGCGAAUUUUCUUUUUGCGGAAACAGUUAUUUCAGCGCUGAACAAACAAUCAAAAAAGAGUACUGAAAAGGAAAGUACGUUGAUCUGGCUCCACGAUUAUCAUCUUAUGUUAGCAGCCAAUACCAUUCGAGAGGCGCCUGACUUAAAAAAUGCUAAUUUCAAAUUAGCCUUUUUUCUUCACAUUCCCUUUCCUCCUUGGGAUAUUCUUCGCAUCUUUCCAUGGGUAGAUGAUUUACUUCAGGGGUUGUUAGGGAACGACAUGAUUGGGUUUCACACAAAAGAUUACUGCAUGAACUUUAUUGAAUGUUGUCGGCGUGGAUUGAAGUGCCGAGUGGAUACCGAAAAUUUACUGGUAGAACAUGGAGCACGUACUAUUAAAGUUUGUCCACUUCCUAUCGGAGUUCCUUAUGAAAGGUUUCAAGAACUCGCCCGAAAUGCAUCAAAUGUGAUAAAGGAACCAGGAAUAAAGCUCAUUCUUGGAGUUGAUAGGCUUGAUUAUACCAAGGGAAUACAGAAUCGUUUGUUAGGAUUUCAAAGAUUGCUUGAGAAGAAACCUGAUCUCAUUGGGAAAGUAACGUUAUUGCAAAUAGCUGUUCCAUCUAGACAAGAUGUAAAAGAGUAUCAAGAUCUAAAAGAAGCAAUGGAUAAACUUGUGGGUAACAUAAAUGGACAAUUUUCUACCCCUAAAUGGUCCCCUAUCAGAUAUAUUUUUGGUACUGUAAGACAAGAAGAACUUGCUGGUUAUUAUAGAGACAGCGAUGUUGCUUUAAUUACUCCUUUCAGGGAUGGAAUGAAUCUGGUAGCUAAAGAAUUUGUUUCUUGUCAGAUAAAAAAUCCUCCUGGUGUAUUAAUUAUAUCGCCGUUUGCUGGGGCAGCCGAACAGAUGGAAGAGGCUCUGAUUGCUAACCCAUACGAAAUAGAUGAUAUCGUUGACACUCUUAUCAGAGCUCUUGAAAUGCCCAAUGAUGAAAAAAUGUUGCGUAUUAAUUACCUCAAACAAAGAGAGCAAUCACAAGAUGUGCAUUUCUGGAUGAAAAGUUUUCUUAAAGUAAUGGGUGAAAUUAUAGAAUCAGAUGGUGAAGAUAUACGUCCUACUUUAUUUCAUCCAGUAUCAUUUUCUGAUUUUGAUGAGUAUUGUAAAAAGAUUUUGCAGGGAAAAAAACAACUUGCUCUGCUCCUAGAUUUUGAUGGAACAUUGGCCCCGAUUGUAAAAAGGCCAGAAUUGGCUGCUUUACCAGCGGAAACAAAGGAAAUCCUUACAAGGUUAUCCCAAAAUCCUCGUAUUCAUAUUUCUAUUGUUUCUGGCCGAAACGUGAAAAAUGUUAUGGAAAUGGUUGGAAUUAAGAAUAUAACAUAUGCUGGAAAUCAUGGUAUGGAAAUAAUACAAUCUGAUGGUAAUCAUUUUUUGUUUCCUAUGCCUAUCGAAUUUCAAGAAAAAGCAGCACAACUUGUCAAAGACCUUCAAGAACAGGUAGUUAAAGAAGGUGCCUGGGUAGAAAAUAAAGGACUCACUCUUACAUUGCAUUAUCGAGAAACACCUUUUGAAUGGAGGACAGAAAUUGUUUCAAAAGCAAGAUCUUUGAUAGAAGCGGCUGGGUUUAAAGCAUCUCAUGCUCACGAGGCUCUUGAAGCAAAACCACCUAUCGAUUGGCAUAAAGGAAGGGCGUGUAUAUACAUUCUCCGCACAGCUUUCGGCCUCGACUGGACAGAACGUCUUAAUAUUAUAUAUGUUGGAGAUGAUACCACUGAUGAGGAUGCAAUGAGGGCAUUAAAAGGUAUGGCAAUUUCAUUCCGCAUAACACAAGGUUUAUCAAUCAAGACUUCCGCUGAUCACAGAUUGCCAACUACUGAUUGCGUUGUAACCUUGCUUAAAUGGGUGGAAAAAAAUUUUAAAGAAUAAGAAUGGUCAUUGUUGCAAUCACUAUUUUUCCUGGGAAUAUUAGUCAGAACCGAAAUGUUUUGAUGGGUCAACAAGUUUUCUGUUGUUUUAUUUGAAGAUGUGCCUUAUAUCUUGACAAAAAUAAUUUACUUUCCGUCAAGCUCUUUUAUUUAAUUUUAUAUGAAAUAAGGUUGUGAACUGUCACUUUAAAAGAAAAAAAAAAAAUACAUACAUUUUAUUAUAAAAAGGUAGAAAUGUUUUUUUAAAAUUCUCUAAAAGAGAAUUAUUAUUAACUUGAUUAGGAAAUUUAUCAAUUAGUUAAUUUGACUUUUAUAAGAGGCAUAGAUAUUUUUAAUGUAAUUUUAUUUUCUAUAAAUAUAUUUUAUGAAAUGUU
Nezara viridula (southern green stink bug) is the source of this 3497-nucleotide messenger RNA. Lineage: Eukaryota; Metazoa; Arthropoda; Insecta; Hemiptera; Pentatomidae. The record is from the annotation of a GenBank genome assembly.